Molecule: messenger RNA, 1158 nt
Organism: Megachile rotundata (alfalfa leafcutting bee)
Lineage: Eukaryota; Metazoa; Arthropoda; Insecta; Hymenoptera; Megachilidae
Source: RefSeq, a predicted model, not a curated record
GUAUUAGUAAAGAAAGAAAUUCGGAUGAGAAAGAUAUGAUAUCUGAGGAAGAUAACCAGUUUGAUGAUCCAUUAGAAAUGCCAACAAAAGAAGAUGUAUAUGAGAGAUAUUAAACCAGAAGAAGAAGAGGAAAUUGAAGAAGAAUCUGCUAGUGUGACAAUGAAGUUUGGAGUUGGUGUAGCACUUGUUGUUGCUGCACAUUUUGUCCUUGUGAAACGAUGGAACCAUGACGUUAACUUUGUUGAAAAUGAGUCUAAAAUAAUUGAGUCUGAAAAAAGAGAUAAAGAAGAUAACAUACUUUUAACAGUAAAAAGGAUAUCAGAAAUAGAAAAGGAUGAAAAACAGAACAAAGAAAAACUUAAAAAGGAAGAAGAAAUCAUAGAAAGAAAGAAAGUUGAGAAGGAACCAGAAAAAGAAGAAGUAGAGGAAGAGGAGGAGGAAGAAGAAGAAGAAUAUGAAGAGGAAGAAUAUGAGGAAGAGGAAGAUGAGGAUGAGGAAAAGGAGAUAAUAAGAAAAGAUGUAAAAGAGAAAACAAAGGAAUAUAAGAGAAGUAUAAAACCAGAGAAUGAAGAGGAGAUAGAAAUUGAAUCAAAUCAGCAGCAGGAAUAUGGUACAGAGGAGGAAGAGAUAGAAUCAGAGGUGGAAGAAGAAGAAGAAGAAGAAGAGGAGGAGGAGGAAGAGGAGGAGGAGGAGGAGGAGGAGGAAGAGGAGGAGGAGGAAAAUUUUGAUGAUUCUGAAUUGAUUGCUAAACUUGAAGCUAAAUAUGGAAAGCUAGAACCUAAAUAGCAUAUUGAAGAGAACCAAAAAUAUGUUAGUUUGUUGUGAUAUUUUGAAAUAUACAGUGUAUGUAAAGUAUGUAAAAGUAAAUGAUAAAAGUAAUUUCUAUUGGUGCAAAAAGAAAAAUAAACAGGACUUUAUAUAUAAUUAAUAAUAAUAGUAACCAAAGAUUUGAUAAUAAAAAUUGAAUGACUCUUAACGAGCAUGGAGGAUCUAUUAAUUUUAUACAGCUUUAUGUAAACAAAGUACGUAGCAAGUGUGUGUAUAUAUAUAAUUAAUUAAGUGCAGUUUUUUACGUACAGAGUCAGUGGAUACAGUAGCAGGACUUACAAUCAAAACAAAAGUUAAUGAUAAAAUAAAAGCAGACCAUGUAGAUAACAA